Messenger RNA from Rattus rattus (black rat), 329 nucleotides. Its product is annotated as mitochondrial import receptor subunit TOM5 homolog. The coding region runs from base 39 to 194 and encodes 51 amino acids. The transcript has a single exon. Lineage: Eukaryota; Metazoa; Chordata; Mammalia; Rodentia; Muridae. The record is from RefSeq and is a predicted model, not a curated record. Gene Ontology annotation, cellular component: mitochondrial outer membrane translocase complex.
AAGCUGCCGCUCUCGCAAGCUUUGGAGGCAGAGCUGCAAUGUUCCGGAUCGAAGGUCUCGCGCCGAAGUUGGACCCGGAGGAGAUGAAACGGAAGAUGUGUGAGGAUGUGGUCUCCUCCAUUCGGAACUUCCUCAUCUACGUGGCCCUGCUGAGAGUCACUCCAUAUAUCUUAAAGAAGCUGGAUAGCAUAUGAGGCUUGGGAGUCCCAUGGAUGCAUGGCAUGAAGAACCACCUGGUGACAGCUUCUCCUGUCUGCAGAUGAAAUGGCCCAGAAAGGUGUAAGACUGAUUAAACGGACAUUAAAAAAAACGAAAAAAAAAAAACAAAA